This is a messenger RNA of Prorocentrum cordatum, 2385 nucleotides long. The record is from the annotation of a GenBank genome assembly. NCBI's taxonomy places the organism in Eukaryota, Dinophyceae, Prorocentrales, Prorocentraceae.
CGGACGGCGGCAGCCCAGGCCGCCCAAAAGUAGCCGGGGUGGAUGGUGUCGGAGGAUCUCCCGCAUCCCCGAUGCAUCAGCGAUGCGGCGCGAGUCGGAGCCCGACUCUUCCACGGCGCCGAUGCACAGGCGAUGCGGUGAGGUCUCUCGAGCCAGCCUGCUGCUCCAGCCUCAUGUGGGCGGCCUCCAUUGGUUAUCCCCCUUCUCCGCACAAUGGCAGCAGGCUCAAGAGAUCUCCGGGUACUCGCGAGAUUCUAGCGCCCCGUUGUUGCAGCCUCUUGCUCCGCAAUGAAGACUUUCCAGGUGACGGCUGCCGUGGCUGUGUUGCUGGCCGGCGGACUCCCUGCCCAGGCAGCGGCUGAUAGCCAGAACCCAUUGGGCAAGGUGGUGGAGUUGCUCGAUUCAUUGUAUGCCAAGGUGGCGUCCGAGGGCGACGCCGAGCAAAAGGCCUUCGUGGAGUACACCAAUUGGUGCGACGACGCAGCGAGCAACAAGCGCAACGAGAUCACCACCGGCGAGAGGAAGCAGGGCGACCUCGAGGCCUCCAUCGGCAAGCUGACAAGCGACAUCGCCGUGUCCGAGGGCAAGAUCGAGGAGCUUGUCGCGAGCAUCGCAACGCAGACCAAGGACCUGACCGACGCCACGGCCAUCAGGAAGAAAGAGGCCUCCGAGUUCGCUGCAAACGAGGCCGAGCUCAUGGACUCGAUCGACACGCUGGGCAGGGCCAUCAGCAUCAUCUCGAAGGAGAUGGCGAAGAACCCCGCGGCGUUCGCCCAGGUGGACACCUCGAGCUUUAAGAACCUGAUGAAGGGCCUCACGGCCGUCAUGGAGGCGGCGUCGUUCACCGCGGCCAGCAAGCAGACGCUGACGGCGCUCGUGCAGGCCAGCCAGGCCUCCGAAAGCGAAGAGGACCCGAUGGGCGCGCCCGCGGCGACCGUGUACAAGACGCAUUCAACCGAUAUCUUGGAUCUGCUCGAGGACAUCAAGGAGAAGGCCGAGGAGGACCUGGCGGCCCUGCGCAAGGCUGAGACGAACACCAAGCAGAAUUUCGAGAUGUUGGAGCAGUCGCUCACCGACGCGAACACGAACGACAACAAGGACAUGGUCGACGAGAAGGCGGCGAAGUCGGCCGCGGAGGAGGAGAAGGCGUCGAAUGCCAAGGACCUCGAGAUGACGGUCAAGGCCCUCGCCGACGCCAAUGCCGUCCUGGCGAGCAUCAAGAACGACUGCAUGCAGGUGGCGGCGGACCACGAGGCCACCGUGGCCGGCCGCAACGACGAGCUCAAGGCCAUCGCGGACGCGAAGAAGAUCCUCGAGGACACCACCUCCGGGGCCGUGGCGCAGAGCUACAGCCUCGUGCAGCUCUCCUCUGGCCGGUCGCAGCUGCGGACGUCCGUCGACUUGAAGAAGGCAGAGGUCCUCACGGCGGUGCAGCAGUUGGCCAAGAAGUACCACUCGUCGGCCCUCGCGCAGCUGGCGUCGCGCAUGCAGGCGGUGGUGCGCCUCGGGUCUGCUGCCGGCGAAGAUCCCUUCGUGAAGGUGAAGGGCCUGAUCACGGACCUCAUUGCAAAGCUUGAGGCAGAGGCUUCCGCGUCCGCCGAGGAGAAGGCGUACUGCGACGACCAGAUUGCAAAGACCGAGGAGAAAAAGAGCGAGCUCGAAGAGGACAUGGCCGCUCUCACCGCGAAGAUCGACAAGGCCGCGGCGACGUCCGCUGCCCUGAAGGCGGACGUGAAGGAGCUCCAGGGAGAGCUGGCCGCGCUGGCCAAGCUGCAGUCAGAGAUGGACAAGAUCCGCAGCGAGGAGAACGCCGCGUACAACAAGGCCAAGGCCGACCUCACCCUGGGACUGAAGGGCGUGCGCGACGCGCUCUCCGUGCUGAGCGCGUACUACGGCGGCGCCGCGGCCUCGAUGCUGCAGGGCGGCGAGGGCGCGUGGCAGCCCGCGAAGCCGGUGCUGCAUGCAGCCGCCACGGGCGCCGGGAGCAGCAUCAUCGGCAUCCUCGAGGUCGUGGAGAGCGACUUCGCCAAGAAUCUGGCGCAGGAGGAGGCCGAGGAGGCCGACGCGCAGGCCCUGUACGACAAGACCACACAGGAGAACAAGGUGACCAACACCAUGAAGUCCCAGGACGUGGUGUACAAGACGAAGGAGUUCAAGACCCUCGACAAGAACGUCGCGGACAUGACGAGCGACCACGCAGGGAAAGACACCCAGCUCAAGGCCGUGCUGGAGUAUUACGCCCAGGUGAAGGACCGCUGCAUCGCGAAGCCUGAGAGCUACGAGGAGCGCAAGGCACGCCGCGAGGCUGAGAUCGCGGGGCUCCAGCAGGCGCUGUCCAUCUUGGAGUCGGAGACCGCCCUGGUGCAGCUCCGCACCAGGAGGCGC